This is a messenger RNA of Cantharellus anzutake, 1665 nucleotides long. RefSeq names its product Alpha/Beta hydrolase protein. The coding region runs from base 161 to 1597 and encodes 478 amino acids. The transcript is spliced from 2 exons. NCBI's taxonomy places the organism in Eukaryota, Fungi, Basidiomycota, Agaricomycetes, Cantharellales, Hydnaceae. Gene Ontology annotation, molecular function: hydrolase activity. The record is from RefSeq and is a predicted model, not a curated record.
UUUGCCGCGUACAGCUAUUCUCAGACUGAGACCGAGGAUGAUUCAGAUAGCGGAACCGUCGCUCCCGCUAUGAUGUCAUUCCCGGCUCUCUCAAAGACUCCGCCAGGUUCCCAAAACUCAUGUGCUUAUCCUAGCUGAGCCACGGAGACCGUUCUCCACAAUGGGUUUCCCAUAUCACUACCAGCCAAUAAAAACUAUUUAUCUCGUAAUCGUUGUCCUCGGCGUCGUUGUUUCUAUCCUACCAUGGUUUCUCUGGUAUACACCCUCAUCCCAUCGACCUUCAGCCACUUGGCCGCUCUGGUUUACAGUCGCCGUUCAAAUUAUAAGGGUUUACGAAACCGUCAGUACUCAGACUGGGCUAUUCUCUGUUAUGAUAAAGGACGACAAGCCUCCGCCUUCGAACAAACAGCUCGAGAAGAAUGGAAAUGAGGCGCGAGUUGUUGAGAUUCCUGCCAUAAGCGACAAUGAAAUACGUGGGGUUCUCAAGGAGUGGAUGGAAAAAAAUGAAGUCGAUGUUGCCCCUGUUAUUGGGUAUUGGUGGGGUGAGCGUCUGGAGGGUGGACUGGGCGACCAUAAGCCUCAUCCUGGGGAGAAGGUCGUACUUCAUUUCCACGGAGGCGCAUACAUUAUGGGCUCAGCUCAGCCGAAAUCCUCAUUUAGCGCUCUACCUCGUAGUCUCCUAUCGCAUUGCUCAAAGCAACCUUUUCAUCCUGUCCGCCGUAUCCUUUCCAUCGAAUAUCGCCUCGCUCGCGCCCCUCCACAUCAUCCCAAGCUAUGUAAUUCAUUUCCAACCCAGGCACUAGACGCUCUUAGCGCGUAUCUCUAUCUCGUCAAUAUUGUCGGUUUUCAUCAAUCCAACAUCAUCCUCUCCGGUGACUCAGCAGGUGGAAAUAUUGCCCUUUGUCUUACUCGUUAUCUCCGAGACCUCGCCUCCGACCGACCCGCUAUAAAUGCUAGUUCUUCUGCAAAUCUUAUACCAGGGGCGAUCUUGCUGCAGAGCCCUUGGUGCGACGUCGGGUGCACGCACUGGCCUGACAAAUCUCCGUAUGGAGAAAACUGUUCUUUUGUGAGGAAUCGGAAGGCUGACAUAAUUAAACGCGGAACGGAUGCAACGCCAUCUGCUCAUGGGUCAAAGGCGUUUAGGGGCGUAACUAUGACGGAAGAAGAAGCUGCUCGGAAUCCCUAUGUUUCUCCUGGAUCUCUCGACCUUGCGUGGCGUCCACCUUCCCAAGCCGGCGAGGAUCCCAAAGCGAACCACUCGACAUCAUUGGAGCAAGAAGCAUGCUCAUUUGGGAAUUACCCGAGAGCUUAUUUUUCCAUAGGAGGAAAGGAGGUCUUGUAUGAUGAGGUGAUACUUACUGCUGAACGGAUUCGGAAAGACUGCGAGGAAGUCCAGGACAUAGAGGCCAUCGAAGAAGGGAGGAAGAGCGAGAAACGUGGUUCUUGGGUGACAGUUAGCGUGGAGCCAGAGAUGUUUCAUGAUUGGUGUCUUGUGGGCAUCUGCUGUCCUGCAGCGGAAAGGGAGCUGGAAAAGAUGGCGAAGUGGAUUUCGGGGUUGCCCAGGGAGGGCACACCUCAAGGGGACGAUAGGGAGUAGUUUAAUAUACGAUAUACGUAUCCAUAUCUUUAUUAUCAGUAUGGAGAAUGAGAGCUGUCAACCAACGA